Messenger RNA from Trachymyrmex septentrionalis, 804 nucleotides. RefSeq names its product chymotrypsin-1-like. The transcript is spliced from 5 exons. The record is from RefSeq and is a predicted model, not a curated record. The coding region runs from base 51 to 803 and encodes 250 amino acids. Gene Ontology annotation, biological process: proteolysis. NCBI's taxonomy places the organism in Eukaryota, Metazoa, Arthropoda, Insecta, Hymenoptera, Formicidae. Gene Ontology annotation, molecular function: serine-type endopeptidase activity.
UAAACGUACAAAGAAGAUUCAUUAUUAUCAGUACUGUGCAUACUUUCAAUAUGUAUACGUUCUUUUCUUUGGUAGUCGCUUGUUUAGCGAUAACUGCUCAUGGCUUUCCAGAACCUGAAAUUGUUGGUGGAAGGGACGCGCCGAUCGGCAAGUUCCCGUACCAAGUAUCUCUGAGAAAAUCCGGACGUCAUUCCUGCGGUGGAUCCAUCAUCAAUCAUUAUACCAUUCUCACUGCUGGUCAUUGUUUAGUAAGGUACAGCUUAAAUGGUCCCGGUGCUUUCACAUCGUUAACUAUUCACGCCGGCACAAAUCUGCUAAGCGAAAAUGGUACUGUCUACAAAGCUAAACAAGCCAUUAUUCACGAUGCUUACAAUUCCCUUAGAUUAAUCAACGACAUCGGUUUACUUAUUCUGUCGACUCCAAUUAAAUAUACCAAAUAUAUACAGCCUAUAUCACUUGCAACUACCGACAGUGCUCCCAGUGGCUCUUACUGCAUCUUAUCUGGAUGGGGAAGAGUUAAGCUUGGUGGUACGAUUCCUGAUAAGUUACAAGAGAUUGAGUUAAAUGUUUAUGACUUAGUUAAAUGCCAUCAAAGCCAGAGAAGGGUACAAUCUAGUCACAUUUGCACACUAACCAGAAUAGGCGAAGGCGCGUGCCACGGAGAUUCCGGUAGUCCUCUUGUUUCUAAUGGUGUUCAGAUUGGUAUUGUCUCUUUUGGUACACCAUGUGCUCGGGGAAAGCCUGAUGUACACACUAGAGUGGCCUCUUUCACGGAAUGGAUUGAAAACCAUAUUGUCGAAUAAU